Molecule: messenger RNA, 297 nt
Organism: Trichomonas vaginalis G3
Lineage: Eukaryota; Parabasalia; Trichomonadida; Trichomonadidae
Exons: 1
Coding region: 1-297 (98 amino acids)
Source: RefSeq, a predicted model, not a curated record
AUGGAUCCAUUGAAUUUAAUAGAUGGCGAAGAUACACAGGACAUCGACCUCAAGAUGAUGCUCGAUGUUAAACUGUAUGAUGCAAGAGGAAACAUCGAAAUGAUCACAAAAGGCUGGGAACAAAAGAUCGCAGAAGAGAAAGAAGAAGGAAAGAUAAGACUCCAGCAGCUCGACGAUAAGUAUGAAGUUGAAAUGAGAAAAGAUAAUGCACAGAGAUUCAUAAAAAAUCCAGAUGGUUCCGUAAUUUAUCGACCAUCCAUUCCAAAGACGGCUGCAGGGCGAAGGGAAGACGUCUAG